UUCUCUCUGUGUUUUAACAAAAAAAUGUAUUUCUUAAGAUUUGGUAUUUUAUGCAGAUGUCUGCCGCAUGGUCUCAAAAUAACACAGUGAGUACCUCAAACAAGUUGAGUUUUCUUAAGAUCACUGUUUUCUGUUAAAAAUUAAAUCUGAAACCAGACUUGUGUUUGAAAGCAUUUAAAAUGCAGAGGACCCCAAGCAUCAAAACUGUGAGUUGAAGCUCUGCUUCAUUUGUUAUCCUUUCUCCCUGAGUUCUCUCAGUCAGCUGAAAAAGGAGCAAAAUUGCUCCCCAUGCUCUUCAAGAAGACAUUUGUCACUUUCCAUUUCUGCUGCCUUCUUCCCCUCUCUAUUCUCCCCUCCUCUUUGCGGUAAAACAGAGUUCACGUCGCCCUGCAUUUCCCUGAGGCACACUGAUGUCUAUGCCCACAGACCCCGACGCCUACACAAAAACAAGACAAAGUGACUGCUCCUCUUAUGGCACUUUGUUUGUGUUGCACUCCCUCUCGUCUUGGACAAUAAAGCUUUCAAUUUCCCCAUUGGUUAUCUCCUUUUGCUCUCUUUUUCCAACGACAAUUUUUCUUGAUGUCAACUGAUCUUUUAUACUUUCCUGUUUCCAAUCAAUUCCCCUGCACCUUACUCCACCUCCUCAAUCAAUCACUCUCUAUUAAGGGAAAAAAAGCAAGUAAAAUAUCCCAAAGGAGGAUCCAACAUGAGUUUGGAAUGGAUUUGUGUCUAAAGCAUUGAUUUCCUGGGAGGAUUAUGGGAGGUAGAUGGCCAUGAGGUGAAGGCUGAGAAACCCCAGCUGCUAAUUCACAUUUUAAUCACAAAGCUGGAUGUUUCAGAUGCCUAAAAUAAGUGGUAAAUAAAAGUGAAUCCACGUAAUCAUUAUUAUGAUGCUCUUGAACAGCUGUUGGCUGUAAAGACUGAUUUCAAACAUGUGAUUCAGUUUUUUGGUUAUAGCAAACAAAAAACACAGGUUGCAUCUACAAGUGUUUCACGUAUACAGACUGCAAAAAUUUUAGAGAUUUCUAGUCAUUGGCUGUAAAAGCACGGCACAGUCUGCACUUUUGCUUUAUAUUUAAACUGUAGUUCCUCGUUUUAUUCCCGUCUUUUUUACUGUUUCAGAAUAGCAAAAAAGGAGAAGGUCACAAACAAAUGUUUUAGACUCUCACUCUGUAACCCUCCUACAGGAAAAUUUCACCCUGAUUAAACUCUCUGGUUCAUAUUUGCAUGAACAAUUUCUAAUGUUUUCUUCCAGGUAUUACCAGACUCAGUUUAGUUUCUUGCAAUGCAGCACAAAUACAAAAGAAGUUCAAUUAUAGAUGGCCUGCAAUGGCACGUGGAGUUGUGUUUAGCUGUUGUAAUUUAACCAUACCAGCACUUCUGUAUGUCCAGUAGCUUUCAAAAAUACCAAAGUUGCUAGUUGCCAAAAGAAAUUUGGCAGGUUCCCACAAGUUAAGUUUACUUCAAAAUAAUGAUUUAAAGUUUUUAUAACUUAUAGCAAACUAAGAUUUAAGAUGACAUUGAAUGAUUGUUUCUGCUUACGAACCAGUAUACAACAGAAACCAUUUCAUUUAUAAAUUUUCCAAAAUUAAAAGUAGUCUCUCUGUGAUGAACCUUCCAAAGGUACUUCUCUGAAUUAUGACACAGAAAAAUCCUUUUACUCAUAAAUAUAAAAUAAAAUAUCAAAUAAUCUAAUAACUGACUUGCAAAUUUAUGGGUUGUUUUUUUUGGUUUCGUUUUGGAUUUUUUUUAGUAAUACAUGCCAACUUACAACACUCUCUAAAAAAGUCUGUUAGUGUUACAAUUCCCAUUGCCUUAUUCAGAUCUAAUGUUUUGAUAAGGAUUUUAGACAAGUUUUUUACCUAUGAAUCUAUGUGAUUGGAUAUGAACAGGAUACACUUUUCUGUUGUAGAAAUUUUGUUUCUUAGGACUUUUUCUCUGAGGUGUGUGGGAGUUUGUAGGAAUGUAGCAACCUACUGCAAAAAGGGAAAGCUCCCCAUCUCUCCUCAACAUUCACCACAGUCAACUUGAUGUUCCUCAAAGAGCCACUGAUUUUUUCUUCACCCUCCAGUCCAGCUUAAACCCACGACACCAAGAAUAUAAAGAGAAAGAGACCCCCCUUGGCUUGGAUGGAAAAAAUAGGAAAAGUGGGCAAACUCCAAAUUCUUUAGAAGUUAAACUGAACGAGAUAUUUGAUCGUUUUUAUGAAGAUGAAAGGAGACAUCAGCUCUGAGCUUUUCCUGCUGGUGGGUAUGAUCCUGCUCAAUGGUUUUGGUUCCUUGUGUGAAUGCAAGUCAAUAAAUGGAAGUCUGGACCCAAAGGAGGCAGGAAAAUUCAAGCCUCAUCUCAUCUUUAUUAUGGUGGACGACCAAGGGUAUGCAGACAUUGGAUAUCAUGGCUCAGACGUCCACACUCCUGUGUUGGACCAGCUGGCAGCAGAAGGAGUCAAACUUGAGAAUUACUAUGUCCAACCCAUCUGUUCACCUUCUCGCAGUCAACUCAUGACAGGGCGCUACCAAAUUCACACUGGACUUCAACAUUCAAUCAUUCGACCGCGCCAGCCUCUCUGUCUGCCUCCAGACAUCCCCACCCUACCUGAGUGUUUGCUUAAAGCUGGAUAUCACACACACAUGGUAGGUAAAUGGCACCUGGGAUUCUGCAGGCCAAGCUGCCUGCCCACGAGGCGUGGUUUCCAGAGUUUCUUUGGAACUUUGACCGGCAGUGGAGACCACUUCUCCUAUCAGAGCUGUGAUGGUGCUGAAGCUUGUGGAUUUGACUUGCAUGAUGGUAGCAGACCUGCCUGGGAAAUGAGAGGGAACUACUCCACUCUGCUCUAUAUAGAGAGAGUGAAGCAGAUCCUGAGGAACCAUGACCCAAACACACCGCUUUUCCUCUAUCUGUCCCUUCAGGCUGCCCACACCCCACUUCAGGUACCUGCUCAUUUCCUGAACCCAUAUAAGUCCCAAAACAAUCGCCAUAGGCGCCACUAUGCAGCCAUGUUGAGCUGCCUGGAUGAUGGAGUUGCACAGGUUGUCAAGGAAUUGAAGACUACUGGAAUUUACGAUAACUCUAUACUGAUUUAUUCAUCUGACAACGGUGGGCAGCCACUGUCAGGAGGAAGCAACUGGCCUCUCAGAGGAGGAAAAGGAUCCUACUGGGAAGGGGGCAUCAGAGCUGUUGGUUUUGUGCACAGUCCUCUACUGAAGAAGAAAGGUGUCAUCAGCAAAGAAAUGAUUCAUGUCUCUGACUGGUAUCCCACAUUAUUGGGACUUGCUGGUGCCUUGCAGUCCCACAAUGGUCUUGAUGGACAUGAUGUCUGGGAAAGUAUCAGUGAGGGCUCACCCAGUCCUCGCAGUGAGAUCCUGUUUAAUAUUGACCCAGUUUCAAGGAGACCUGGGGAGCCUUAUGAAAAAGCACUGGUUCUCAAUGGCUUUGGAAUCUGGGACACAGCUGUAAGGGCUGCAUUAAGAGUUGGCGAUUGGAACCUUCUGACAGGAAAUGUUGGCGAUGGUGACUGGAUACCACUGCAGUCGCUUACAGGUGGUCCAGAACGAUGGCAGAAACUCGAAAAGCGACGCAACAAGAUGGGGAAGUCAGUUUGGCUCUUUAAUGUCAGUGGAGACCCCUACGAGAGGUCUGACCUUGCAGAGCUUCAUCCAGAGGUGGUAAAACAUCUGCUCACUAGGCUGGCAGAAUACAACCAGACAGCGAUGAUAGCCAACAACCCUCCAGAUGAUCCAAUGGCUGACCCAGAGCUUCAUGGAGGGGUGUGGAGUCCCUGGCUAGGUCUGGAGGGGCAAGAGGGAAAUAAAGAAGAAAGCAGUCCAAGGAAAGAAAAGGCAACGAAGAUUAAACACUGCAAACUGUGCAAAUUAAAAGCCCUCUUUAAGAAAGUGGGGUCUCGUCUGCAGAGGAACAAUCUAUUCUAAAUUUUCCUUGUUGCAGCAUAAUUGCACUGAAGGCUGUGGGAAGCUUCAAGUGUACAGAAUGCUGUCUGUAUUUUUAAGCUAUUUUGACUGCUGCACUCAAAUACACAAAACAGUUAAAAAACAAGAUAACAUGGCAGAACAGACAGUUGUUCAGGUAUUUGGUAGUCAUGUUGUAAGUCUGUGCAAAUAAAGGAACAUUUUUUUCAUUUGUCAAACAAGACUGACAGAAAAUAUGCUUAUGCAUUUCUGAGGAUUGGUAUCUAAACAAGCAGCCAGAAAGACAAAGCAGUGGCAGACUGACUCACUUCCUGUCCUGUGGUCAAAAUUCAGCACAAAGAUUGUUUGUCACUACUGUACUAAGCAGGGAACCAUCUAUAUGUUACUGUCUGCUCGUGCUUGCACACAGCAAAAACAAUAUGGCAGCAAGGCCUGAAGUGAGAUUUCAGUGUCUCAUCUUGUCAUCAUUCAACAUGACCCUUUCAGGAUGGAACAUAGACCCCCACUGGGAGUCCAAUGUCAUCUUACCCAUUCCACCCCUUUGCCCUAUCUCUGACCAACACACAACGUCCCCACCCUGGAGCGCUGACAAACCAGGCAAGGAUUUUGUAGCUAAGUUUUUUUUUUGUGUUUCCUGGACAUCUACAGGUUGCCAUGCUGUUACUUAAAGCCCAAACAUGUGUUUAAAUUAAUAAAAUGAUAAAUUGCUGCAGUCGCUGUUGUGAUAUUAUUAAUGGAUCUGAGCUCAAAAACAGAGGUCAUUCAAUUUGAAAAUAAAACAAGUAUCUUCCAGACAUCUAUGGAAACAAUCAAUUGAUGAUAAGGUUACUUUUGUAACAAGCAAAAUUACCUCAAGUGCUGUAAAAUUUGUAAAUUAGGUCAUCAAAAAUGAAAAGACAAUAAAUUUGUCAGCAGAAAAUAUCAUUAAAGGGUUCGAGGGGUUCGAAUCCGGGCUGCUCCCUGUUCCCUUCUCUGCUUCUGUGCCGGUCCCAAGCGCGGAUAAAUUGAGAGGGUUGCGUCAGGAAGGGCAUCUGGCGUAAAACAUUGCCAAGUUAACCAUGCGACUCCUCCGCGAAAGAGAGGUUGUUUAGCUGUGGCGACCCCUGAUGGGACAAGCCGAAAGAAAAAGAAGAUAAGGAUAUAUGUCUAGAUGUUUGAAUUUUGAACACUUGUAAAAUUAGGUUUGAUUCACUUUUUACAAGCUUAACCCAAAGAUAGCUAAAGGUGUCAGCCUGCAACAUGACUAUAAUUAUGAGGAAGUGGAUGUAGGGACUUGAUGCCUCCCACAGUUCGCAUUAAAUGAAAUAAAGGCAUAACCUGAAAAUAACUCUCCCUGAUUCAGUCUGCCAAAAAAAAGGUUAUAGCCACCCUUUUGUUAUUCUAAAACACAAACAUUGGAGGGGAUAUUUCAGUUUAAAGAAAAAGAUGCUAUUUUAUGACAGAAAUUUACAGCCAAAAGAUGUUUUUAGACCCUAUAAAUAAAGCAAUAUUAGUAUUAUGGAGUUGGUUUUA
Oryzias latipes (Japanese medaka) is the source of this 5438-nucleotide messenger RNA. RefSeq names its product arylsulfatase I. The record is from RefSeq and is a predicted model, not a curated record. Gene Ontology annotation, molecular function: sulfuric ester hydrolase activity. NCBI's taxonomy places the organism in Eukaryota, Metazoa, Chordata, Actinopteri, Beloniformes, Adrianichthyidae.